This is a messenger RNA of Selaginella moellendorffii, 2812 nucleotides long. Its product is annotated as pentatricopeptide repeat-containing protein At4g02750-like. The record is from RefSeq and is a predicted model, not a curated record. Lineage: Eukaryota; Viridiplantae; Streptophyta; Lycopodiopsida; Selaginellales; Selaginellaceae. The coding region runs from base 1 to 2256 and encodes 751 amino acids. The transcript has a single exon. Gene Ontology annotation, molecular function: protein binding.
AUGGAUCGCAGCCUCUCUUUGGAGCUUCUCCAGUCAUGCAAAAGCCUGUCGAUCGCAAGGAGAAUCGAUGCAAGCAUCCGGGAAUCUCUUCGUCCGGACGACACCUUCUUACUCAACAAGCUCGUGGAGAUGUACGGAAGGUCUGGGAGCGUGAGCGACGCUGUACGGGCUUUCGAGUCCGUGAAUCCAAAGAACACAUUCACCUGGGUGACUAUGAUCUCGGUAUAUUCCCGCAAUGGGAAUCUAGCGGAUGCCAAGUGCCUGUUUGAUUCCAUGCCGGAAGAGCAUCGAGGGAUUCUCUCCUGGAAUGCGAUGCUUUCGGCAUAUGCCAAGGACGGGAAUCACGUCAAGGCCAGAGAGAUGUUUGACAGGAUGCCGGAGUGGGAUCUGGUCUCGCAAACUUCCAUGCUAACGGCAUAUGCCCAAUGCGGGCAUAUUGACAAGGCAAAGGACCUCUUUGAGAAUAUGCUCUUCAAGAACCAGGUGGCGUGGUGCGCCAUGUUGACUACGUGCCUCCGUGCAAGUGAUUAUAAAGUAGCAGAAUAUAUUUUUGAGAAUAUGCCAAGGUGGGAUUCGGUCUGUUGCACGGCAAUGCUGACGGCAUAUGCCCAAACAGGGCAUAUGUGCGAAUCUUUACGAGUGUUUAACGGGAUGCUCGAGAGGGAUUUGGUGACGUGGAAUGUGCUGCUGACGUCGUAUGCCCACGUAGGAAACGUGGAAGCGUCGGAGCAUCUCUUCUAUCACAUUCCGCAGAGGAGCCAAGUGACGUGGAAUUCUAUGCUAGCAGCAUAUGCCUGCUCUGGGCACUUGGAGGAGGCCAAGAGAGUCUUUGAAAGCAUGCCAGAGUGGGAGCUAAUGACGUGGAAUUCUAUGCUGGCGGCGUUGCUCCGUGGAGGUCUUUCCACACAAGCGUGGAGGCUUUUUAGAAGCAUGCCUCAACGAAACCAAGUUUCUUGGAACACAAUGCUGGCUGCCGAGGCCCAGAAGCUAGAUCACUUGGAAGAAUGUCGAGCUCUCUUCAAUUCCAUGCCAGAGCACGACACAAUCUCUUGGAACUCCGUGUUGUCAGCGUGUGUUUUAAACGGGUGUUUAGAGCUUGUCAAGAGUCUCUUUGCAAACAUGCCAUGUAGAGAUCAAAUGUCAUGGAACAUAGUUUUAGAGGCAGUUUCUCAAAGCGGGAAAUUGAGUGAAUUAGAGACAUUUUUUAGUAAUAUGCAGCAGUGGGAUAGUGUGUCAUGGAACACACGGCUUGCAGCAAACGCCAUAAGUGGGCAUCCUGAGGAAACAAAGAGCAUAUUUGACAACAUGCCUUGUCAAGACCAAAUUUCUUGGAACAGCCUCUUGACUGCCUAUGCCAAGUUUGGAGACAUUGAAAGUGCGGAGAAAGUUUUCGUUAAACUUAUAAAGGAACGGGAUGUUAUCUCUUGUAACAUUAUGAUCUAUGCAUAUGCUCAAAAUGGUUUGUUUGAGAAAGCUAAGCAGAUAAAUCGAUGUAUGCUCCAAGGGAAUCAGAUUUCUUUUAACUCUAUUAUUUCUGUGUAUGCUUUGGAAUGCGAUGUUGAUGGAGCAAGGAGUGUUUUUGAUAUGAUGCCCGAAAAGGACCUGGUAUCCUGGACAGCCAUGCUUGUCGCAUAUGCCCACAAUGGGCAUGUGGAGGAAGCCGAGAGGAUAUUUUGGAAUAUGAAUACCCAGCGGAACCAGGUUGUGUGGAAUGCCUUUCUAUCAGCAUACGCUCAGAAUGGUCAAGUCUCGAAAGCAAAGAAAGUAUUUGACACAAUGCCAACCCAAAACAUGGUUUCUUGGUCAGCAAUUCUGAGUGCUUAUGCCUGUAGUGCUAGAUUCAGGGAAACAUUCCAUGUAUUUGAGAUGUUUCCACUGUAUUACAAUGCAGAUUGUACAUGCUUUGUGCCUGCUCUUGUUGCUUGCAAUCAUGUUGCUUCCUUAGAGAGAGUAAGAUGCUAUUUCUUGUCUAUGUGUGUUGAUUAUGGGCUGGUUCCAACUAAGCAACACUUUUGCUGUGUGAUUUAUACCUUGGGGAGAACAGGCCACAUCAGAGCUGCUGAAGAACUUCUUGAGACCAUGCCAUAUACACCAGACAGUGUUGAUUUCAAGUGUUUUAUCUCUUCAUGUGUAUAUUAUCAAAAGAAACAAGGAAACUUUUGUAACAUUAAGCUCAUGGAUGCACCAAGCUAUAUCUUGGCAUCAAAGAGCUCAUGUCUUUCCAAUUCGAUGGUAGACAUCGAAACUUUUAUCUGAUUAGAGGAGAUUGACAUUGACUUUGUGAAUCCUCAAACUGAGCUCACCCCUGUUUUCAGCCCGGCGGAGCUCGCUUACUUCCUGCUGCUCCAAGUCCACACCCGGCCUCAGCAUACGAAAGAUGGCGUAGCUUUUCCGGCAUUUGCCGCUUGGGCUGCCAGCACUCUUUGUCCCGUUUGGAAUGUGGAAUGGAGACAUUCAUGCUGGUGGAAUAAGCGGCGCCGCUGUCCAUUAAGUUUAAUCAUGGUGACCUCUUGCUUGUCAAGGAGUAAGUCUCACCAGCAAUUGGAUCCUCAUCUUGGUUUUCCAAUACUAGUGUAGCGAUCGCAACCCUCUUCCCAACGUCCCACUCGCUGGCAAGCUCAUGCUGCAAGAGAGAAUCUAUGGAUUGAGUUUCCAUUUUUGCGGUGUACGCAGAGAGUAGUGCGUUCAAUGAGACUUGAUCUUGCUCGGGCAAGGAAUCAACAAUUAGCUUGGCCUCUUCCACAUGCCCUUUUUGGGCAUGUCAAACAUAUUCCAGGUUUCCCCGCAGAGAAAAUGCGGCAAUCAUGGCCGU